UAAAAAUGGAGGCUGUACUUUUAAGUCGUGUAGCAGAUAAAAAUGUCAAAUUUAUCAAUUCAACCGAAAAUUGUGAUUAUUGGAGCUGGAAUUGCGGGCCUGUCUGCUGCCAGGAAGCUAUAUGGAUAUGGAUUUGUUAACAUUAAACUUUUAGAAGCGCAAAAGAGGACUGGAGGAAGAAUUAAAACUUCCAAAAUUGGCAAAGGUGCAAUUGAGCUUGGUGCUCAGUGGAUACAUGGGGAGGGACAGAACCCUCUAUUUCACAUAGCCAGGGACAAUCAUCUCAUAGAUUCCAGUGUCAAAGUUGGAUGGGAUGAGGAGUUUCGUACACAGAAUGGAGAAAAGAUUGAUCCUACCAUCUGUGAUGAGGUGAUGACUGAAAUAGACAGGAUAUCUGAUCACUGUGAGACAUUCUACAAUGAAAUAAUUCCUGAGUCAUGUCCUGAAUUAUCACUGGGGGAGCAGUACAGUCAACAGUUCAGUAUAUACCUGAAUAAUUUGAAGGAGGAUUCUCGCAGAAAGCAACUAAAGAAAGGACUGUUUGACUGGAACUCAUUAAGUGAGCAUUCAAUGAACGCAUGUAACAGUCUAUAUGAUUUACACAUUAGAGGCUGGGGACAAUACAAAAACUUUAAGGGUAACAAGCAUGUUGAGUUUGACAUGAGAGGGUAUCAGUCCAUUGUGGAUCUGUUCCAAGAUGCUAUACCUAGCGACUGGGUACACAUCAACAAGCCAGUGAUCCAUAUAGAUUGGAGGGACAAUAAACAGGCUGCUUAUAUUGACAAAAAGGACCUUCAUACAAAUACAGAGGCAUCCAACACAAAUCUCAUUCCCUUAAAUGCUCAACUAGAUGAAAAAUCAAUCGGAAAUGAACUCAAGGCUGAUACAUGUGAGACUACCAUGUCUGAUGGAGUCAAAUGUGACAACCAUGAUGAUCUCAUGAGUAACGAUGUAGAUCCAAUAACCAAACAGUUAAAAGUAAUUUGUGAUGAUGAAACAUUUUAUGCUGACCAUGUUAUCACAA
Molecule: messenger RNA, 1024 nt
Organism: Owenia fusiformis
Lineage: Eukaryota; Metazoa; Annelida; Polychaeta; Sabellida; Oweniidae
Source: the annotation of a GenBank genome assembly